Messenger RNA from Klebsormidium nitens, 1024 nucleotides. The record is from the annotation of a GenBank genome assembly. Lineage: Eukaryota; Viridiplantae; Streptophyta; Klebsormidiophyceae; Klebsormidiales; Klebsormidiaceae.
CCCGUGUAUACGCGCAGCUAGGGCCUCAUUGCCUCAAUACCCCCGUGUAUACGCGCAGCUAGGGACGGCCUUUCCGCAAGAUACUGGUGUGGCUGCAGCUGCUCUCCCUCAGUACUGGAUUCCAAAGUGACUCCUUGGCCCCGUAGGUUUCACGAACAGCCAGCAUUUGCUAACAUGAGCAUGGCGUAUUGCGCAGCCUCGCAGGCGGUGUCGCCGUGUGCCGUAUCACAAAUUACACAUGGUUGUGAAUCUUCCCAGAACAGGCCCAAUUCUGUGGGGCUCAGCCCAAUCCCGGACGUUCAAGUGGGCCUCAGUCUUUUUAGUGUUUCGCGUUUUCAAAGUCCCAAGCCUUCCAGGCGGAGAGACUCUCACGUUGCGGGCGCAACGCGUCCAACACGGAGGCGGCAGAUUAGGAAAACAGAGAUAGGCCCGGACUUGAAUGUGAAGGAGGAAGACACGCCGGACAAGUGGAAAAAGGAGGACUACAGUGAUGGACUGGAGAGGCCUUGGUUGGACGAGCCGGGGUUUUGGGAGGGGGAGCGGUGGAACCUCCUGGGCACGUUUGUGCAGUGGAUGCCGUUGUUUGCUCUGAUUUUUGCGGCUCUUGGGGGAGCGGUUGCAGUCGCCUCGUAUAACGGGGGUGCAGCAGACUACAAGGAAACAGAAGAGUAUCAAGCAGCAGUUCAAAAUCAAAAAGAAGCAGACGAGUUGGGUGCCGAGUCUGCUGAAGCACCUAGCGUUGCUGGCGACUAACCCUCAGAUUUUGCCAGUUCGUGGAUUUUUUCGCUUCCUAAACUCGCUGAAAGUUCCGAACUAUUCCGGUUUGUUUUAGAUUCUUUUAUACAGUCCGAUGUAGCGGUUGGCUUUUUCGAAGUGAAACAUUCGACGUUUGAAUCGAGGCUCGGUUGACAAUCAAGCGAUUGAACCACCGGCAAGCAGACGUCAAUCCACAGCAGCUCCGCAUCAGUGUGGCCCGCCCCCAACUGGCGUGGGUCUAAUUGAUAUGGCUUUACGCUCAACCAGG